AUUUACGGCAAAAAGAAGGAAAAACAAAAUAAUUAUCUAUCAAGCUCCUUAUUAAUAUUCUAAGUAUCCUUAAGCCUUUUAAUAAUAGAAAAUCAUAUAGUAAAUUUUUCUAACUAUAUAUUUCCAUCUCUCUAUAAAGAUUUACCACAAACAGAUAAACAUAAUGAUUAAUGAAGAUAAAAUGAGAAAUAAAUAAUUUUUCUUAAUAUUCUAAGUAUCCUUAAGCCUUUUAAUAAUAAAAAAUCAUAUAGUAAAUUUUUUUAACCAUUUAUUUCUAACUCUCUAUAAAGAUUUACCACAAACAGAUAAACAUAAUGAUUAAUGAAGAAAAAUGAGAAAUAAAUAAUUUUUCUUAAUAUUCUAACUAUCCUUAAGCCUUUUAAUAAUAGAAAAAAUCAUAUAUCAAAUUUUCUAACUAUAUAUUUCCAACUCUAUAAAGACUUACCACAAACAGAUAAACAUAAUGAUUAAUGAAGAAAAAUGAGAAAUAAAUAAUUUUUCUUAAUAUUCUAAGUAUCCUUAAACCUUUUAAUAAUAAAAAAUCAUAUAGCAAAUUUUUCUAACCAUUUAUUUGCAACUCUAUAACAAUUUACGGCAAAAAUAAGAAAAAAAAACAAAAUUAUGUCAAUCCGUCAAGAUCAAGAUGAAGGUACAAACACAGCUCCUCUUGGCGGCCAGGCGGUGUUACGGUGACUCCCUGCUGGUGUUACUGGUGUUAUUGGUGUUUCCCUAUUUCACACCAUGGCGGACGGCGGGUCAAGUCACGAGGCCACGGAGGAGGACGCCACGGAGCUGCAAUUCCCUAAGGACUGGCCAAGACUCAGUGUGAGCGGGCGGGAUGUGUAUAUUAAGACAGUGCCGUGUGUAUGUGAGAUGGAGGCUGACCUGUGUGCUGUGGUGCUGUGCCUGUGGGGCUCAUUAGGUGGUGGCGGGGCUGGGUCCGGGACCGGGGCUGGGGCGUGCCGGCGGUGCGGGGCGGCGUUGGCGGAGCCUUACGUGUCUUGUUGGGCGUGCCCGGGGCGGCCCUCGCUGUGUCUGGAGUGCUUCGCGCGGGGCGCUGAGUUCCCGGGGCACGCCAGCAGCCACCCCUACAGCCUGGAGGGGCGCUGCUGUCCCCUGGAGGAGGGGUGGGGGGGCGGCGAGGAGCUGGCGCUGCUGGGGGCGGUGGAGGAGUGUGGCCUGGGGAACUGGGAGGCGGUGAGUGCCCGCAUGCCUGGCCGCGCCCCGCACCACUGCCGCGACCACUACCACCGCCACUACCUCACACACCCGCCCCCAGAGCUGGCCCGCCUGGUGCCCACGCCCCCGACCCUCGCCGACCCGCCCCACACCGCUGACCCCAUAGAGUAUGUGGCGGGCACUGAACAACCCCCGCGGCCUCUGCCCGGCACGCCCGCCGCCGCCAGCCUGGCCGGCUACUGUGCGGCACGCGGUGACUUCCUGGUGGAGGCAGACCCCGCAGCGGAGGCGAUCCUGGCGGAGGUGGACCCGGAGCUGUUCGAGGGUGUGGGGGCGGAGUGUCCCGGCGCGGCGCUGGUGGUGGCGGUGGCGGACGCCUACCGGAGGCGCGUGGCGGAGCGGCACCACGUGCGACGUGUGGUGCGGGACGCGGGGCUGCUGGUGGGGGCGGGGCGCUUGGCCACCACCCUGGCCCGCCUGCGCCCGACGUUGCCCUCUGGCCUGAUGCGCGCGCUGCCGCGUCUGCUGACACUGGUGCCGGGGCAGGACCUGGAGGAGGUGGUGGCGGGGCUGGCGGCGGAGUGGGAGCUGCGGCAGCAGGUGCAGCAGCUGCGGGAGUACCGCCAGGCGGGCAUCACUAGGCAGGCGGGCGUGGCCACCUACGAGACGCUACGGCGGCGGCGCGAGGCCACACAUCGUGAGCGGGAGUGCCUGGUGUCUGGCGGGGCUGGGCGGGGCGGGGACUGGAAGGUGGAGGGGCGGUGUGUGUUAUCGCGGGCCGUGCUGCCAGGCGUGGGGCGCCGCGCCAGGCCGCCCCUGGAUGUGAGCGGCAUGCCGGGGUACGAGGGGUUGACGCGGGCGGAGCGCGAGGCGUGCGCCGAGCUGCACAUGCCGCCCGAGGCCUUCCUGCGACACAAGCGCCUGCUGGUGGGCGAGGCGCGGCGGUGCGGCGGCCUGCGGCUGGCACAGGCGCGCACCCUCCUCAAGAUUGACGUCAACAAGACACGCAGGAUAUACGACACACUCCAACACGCCGGGGACAUCACCGCCAUCACCGCGCCACACGCCCGCCACGCCGCCAACACCACCGCCUCCACCACUACCACCACGGAGACGCUACCAUCCUAACACACACACACACACACACACGCACACACGGCUGAGUACUGUACUGUGAUACUUUGGUGUAGUAAUAAAGUUUUGUAUUGUG
This is a messenger RNA of Portunus trituberculatus (swimming crab), 2389 nucleotides long. RefSeq names its product transcriptional adapter 2-alpha-like. Bases 742 to 2307 code for a protein of 521 amino acids. Gene Ontology annotation, cellular component: nucleus; SAGA-type complex. The record is from RefSeq and is a predicted model, not a curated record. Gene Ontology annotation, biological process: regulation of transcription by RNA polymerase II; chromatin remodeling. Gene Ontology annotation, molecular function: transcription coactivator activity; chromatin binding; protein binding. NCBI's taxonomy places the organism in Eukaryota, Metazoa, Arthropoda, Malacostraca, Decapoda, Portunidae. The transcript is spliced from 3 exons.